Molecule: messenger RNA, 1542 nt
Organism: Umbelopsis ramanniana AG
Lineage: Eukaryota; Fungi; Mucoromycota; Umbelopsidomycetes; Umbelopsidales; Umbelopsidaceae
Exons: 6
Coding region: 373-1302 (309 amino acids)
Molecular function (GO): GTP binding
Source: RefSeq, a predicted model, not a curated record
UACUUCUUCCGCGUUCUUUCCAGAAAUGCGUAUCACGGCCACUCCGGCUUUACCUGGAGCCGUGGAGAGGGCAAAUAUAGUAUCUGGUCCUGCUUGGGGCUGGACGUAUGAAAAAGCCGGAAUGGAGUUCUGACUUGCAAAGAAGCGGCUAUGAGCCCUGGGAAAACGUAUUGCACAACGAGGAUAUCGCAGUGGUAACGCAGCAGAGCCAACGUUAUAUAGUUGUCGUGAAGCAGUACGACAUGGCAGCAUUGUCUAAAGCUGGGUGUUACUGGCGGGAGGGCAGAUCUGACAAUCCACUUUUUUUUUUUUUUUUUGUUGCCCUUUUUUCAAUAUAAAUUAUUUAGGUGCCGUUAAGUCUUUCAUUCAUAAAUGUCGACAGCUUGGAAUGGACGAUUAUGGAAGCCUAUCCUUAGGUGGCAGAAUACGCCCACCGUUUGGAAACGGACAAUGGCAACAGCAGUCAAAAGCACACCGGAAUUGUCCAAUCGGCAAAAGUUCAAUCAGCUACAGCCGUCUCCGAGUAUAUUCAGCAAACUCGAAAAGCUAGGAUUUGGAGAGUUACGAAGAACAGGGCGGUAUGCAGCGUUAUGCAAAGUUGUAUCCAAGAACAAGGACCAGAAGCAAACAUUGGAGCCGAAUUAUAAGUUCCCGCUUUUGCAAUUCUUUGCUGGAGCAAUGAUACCUACUUCCAUCCCUGAGGAGACAGUUCCAGAAGUGGCCUUCGUAGGUCGUUCAAAUGUUGGAAAAUCCUCACUUAUAAACGCACUAGCUGAGUCUUCAACUGUGCGAACAUCCGACAAACCUGGAUUGACACAACAGCUCAACUUUUACUCUGUUGGCCGCUUAUUUACCAUUGUCGACAUGCCAGGAUAUGGGUUUGCGUUUGUGGAUGAGGAUAAGCGACGACUUUGGCGAGAACUGAUGGAGACGUACAUGACCAAGCGAUCUACGUUGAAGAUGGUUUAUGUUACUAUUGAUGCUCGUCACGGUCUCAAAGUUGGAGACAAAGAUUUUCUCGCAAUGCUUGAUAAAAAUAGAGUGCCAUUCCAAGUGGUCCUGACCAAAUGCGAUUUAAUUAUCCUUCCUACAUUGGCCCGCCGGUACAUGAUGCUGUUGAGUGAUGUGAAUAAUUAUAGACACGCUCGUAAAGAGGUUGCCCUGGUGAGCUCACGAACCCAAUCUGGCGUCAAUCAACUUCGCAAGGAGAUCCUGAGGACAGUCGGGAAUUUGCGAUCGGAAAAAUACUACGUUGAAAAAACAGAGCGACAAAAAGCCAAACAAGAGGAUCGACGAAAAUAAAGUAAAGUGGAUAGAUGAAGUUCAUAGAUUGCAUUGUAAAUAAAGUACAUUGGUCGUCGACACUAUUCUGAAUGACUUGCUCAAUGUGGCCAUCAUGGAAUACAAGUAUACGUUCCAUAUUACCACUAACACCUGUACAGCAUUACAACAGAGCACGAUCCUGAGCUAGAGCCAGUGUAUAUUGAUAGGCUUGGCCGUGUAACCGUAUUAAUUGGACGAUUCAUCCACUAGAGCGCCUCG